Molecule: messenger RNA, 1257 nt
Organism: Lathyrus oleraceus (garden pea)
Lineage: Eukaryota; Viridiplantae; Streptophyta; Magnoliopsida; Fabales; Fabaceae
Product: transcription factor BHLH089
Exons: 6
Coding region: 201-944 (247 amino acids)
Biological process (GO): regulation of DNA-templated transcription
Cellular component (GO): nucleus
Molecular function (GO): protein dimerization activity; DNA-binding transcription factor activity
Source: RefSeq, a predicted model, not a curated record
UGGAAGAGAGUGGUGGGACUAUGGAAGUGACUUGUAUUUGACUCCCAAAGUAGUUGUGUCUAAAACAGCAACAAUAAAGACAGAAAAUUAUCAACACUACUAUACUCUCCCAACCAUAUCACUAUUCAAUUCGAAUGCUUUAUUUUAUUAUCCCAUUCUUCCCUCGCUCUUAAACCUACAGGGAUAUAUUUGGAAUUUCCAUGGAUCCAGCGCCAAUAAUCAACGCUGCUCCCAACACGCUGUCGUUUCACCCACCGGAGAUCUGGCAGUUCCCACCCUCCACAACACCGCACUUCGACCAUGCUUUCGCAGCGGAAGUUCCCGCUAGACAAUUCCUAGGUCCUGACCUGACACUUCUGAACCAUGGCCGGAAAAGGCGCCACACGGAGGAGGAUUCUGUUAAAGGCGUUUCCACCAGCAACGACGUGAAUGGUGAUGAUGGAAAAAGGAUUAAGACAUCGGGUGACAGUAAAGAUGAGGAAGUAGUAGGAGAAGACAUCAGUUCAGGAAAGCAUGCGGAAAAAACUACGGAUGAGCCACAUCCUAAGCAAGAUUAUAUUCAUGUUCGAGCUAGAAGAGGUCAAGCUACUGAUAGCCACAGCCUUGCUGAAAGAGCUAGAAGAGAAAAGAUUAGUGAAAGGAUGAAAACUCUUCAGGAUUUAGUCCCUGGUUGCAACAAGGUUAUUGGGAAAGCAUUGGUCCUUGAUGAGAUAAUAAAUUAUAUCCAAUCGCUUCAUCACCAAGUAGAGUUUUUGUCGAUGAAGCUGGAAGCAGUAAAUUCAAGAUUGACACCUGAAAUGUUUCCUCCUAAAGCUUUUGAUCAGCAAACAUAUGACGCAACCCCCAUACCAUUUGCUUCACAAGCUACAAGAGAGUACAGCCGGGGUUCAUCACCAGAGUGGUUACAUAUGCAGGUGGGAGGUGGUUUUGAAAGAUCGACGUAAUCUUAAAAUUUCAUCAGUUGGUAUGCAAAUAGCAAUUUUAUUCUCUACUUCAGAGCUCCCAUAGAUCAUAUACUCAAGGUAUAAAAGUCGAGAUGAACACUUGAUUCCGUUUUCUAAACCACACUGUCGCAUCUGUUAGUAUUUAUGUAAGCAACACCAUUUGUAAGUGUGUUGGAUAUGAAUUCAUUUACAAAAGACGUAGCUCAGUGGACUAUAGGCUUUAUAUGCUGGCAUUCUUCAUAACUUUUAAAAUUAUCAUUUUUGUUGUAAGAGAAUGAUGCUUGUUCUUAAUACAUAUUGGUUAUAUAUUGUA